ACUAAACUAUUGAAGGAAGAAACUAACGUCGACUGAACUAACCAUGAUACUUAAAUUAAGCUUAAUGUUUUAUUUAUUAUUUGUUAGCUAUUGCUUCUGCGAAGAAUGCUCUCUUCACUACAAACCAAUCCCGGAAAGUAAAAAGCAGCUUCUCAAUAGAAUAUCUUUGUUAAACAGUCAAAGGUUUGUGGUUGUUGACAAAGGUUUCACAUAUGCUGUUACGAUUUGUAGCGAAGUUUCCAAAAAUUAUCCAAAUGCUGCUGCAGCUAGAAGUUUUAACACAGAUAAAAAUACAACAGUUAUCGGUCGUUUGAAUGACACACACAUCGUUGGUGGAAGUGAUUGGAUCCUACUCACCUACGCCAGUGGAGAUGUCCUUAACCACACGGACCACGGUCAUAACAAGUCAAUCACCACUUCACUCAUGAUAACCUGUAACCGGGAGUCUGAUCAGACUUUGUUCUUACUGGAGGAUGAUGACAUAGAAGGAGAUUGUCAAGUAACUUUCAGCCUAAGGACCUCGGUAGUUUGCCCUAACAAUCCUAAAGGACUGAGUGGAGGUUCCGUCUUCUGUGUUUUGCUGCUCACUGGCGCAAUGAUGUACCUGAUUAUCGGGGUCGCAUAUCGGCGCAUCAUGACUGGAGCACAAGGACUUGAGCAGAUACCCAACUAUCACUUCUGGCGCAACCUGGGCAACUUACAAGCGGAUGGUUGUGACUUUGUGUGCCGCAAGGGCGCAGGGCGAGACGAACCGUGGAAUCGUAUUACGAGCAACUUCAACGACCCAGCAGACGAGCCGUUAUUGCACCCUUAAAACAUUCUGACUUUCAAUAAGAUGUGGCGUUAGCCGUUUCCCAACUAAAAAUACCUAAAUACUUCAUAACCUUGACCAAUAGUUUACUCAAUGUAUAUAUUAUUUCAUCUUCUCAAGUUCUCAAGUCGUCGAACUGUUGGAACAAAUCAAAUGGUUGUUAAUUUUAAUAAACCGUAUUUUUCUUUUAUUUUUAUAUUAUUUCCAGGUUUAGUGUAGAUUUUAGUUAAGGUUACGUUCAUAGUUUUUAUGAAAAAUUACUUUU
This is a messenger RNA of Macrosteles quadrilineatus (aster leafhopper), 1076 nucleotides long. RefSeq names its product cation-dependent mannose-6-phosphate receptor-like. Gene Ontology annotation, cellular component: Golgi apparatus; trans-Golgi network; endosome. Gene Ontology annotation, molecular function: protein domain specific binding. The transcript is spliced from 6 exons. The record is from RefSeq and is a predicted model, not a curated record. NCBI's taxonomy places the organism in Eukaryota, Metazoa, Arthropoda, Insecta, Hemiptera, Cicadellidae. Gene Ontology annotation, biological process: protein targeting to lysosome. The coding region runs from base 44 to 814 and encodes 256 amino acids.